AUGAGAAAUCACACAGCAAUAACAGUAUUCAUCUUGAGAGGACUGACAGAUGACCCACAUCUGCAGGUUUUGCUUUUUAUUUUUCUGUUUUUCAACUAUGUAUUGAGUCUAACUGGGAACCUGACCAUCAUCACCCUCACCUUGGUGGAUCCCCACCUGAAAACUCCCAUGUAUUUUUUUCUCCGAAACUUUUCCUUCUUAGAAGUCUCACUCACAACUUCUUGUAUUCCUAGAUACCUCUAUAGCCUGUCAACUGGAGAUAAAAUGAUUUCUUAUAAUGCCUGUGCCACACAGGUAUUUUUUGUUAUCUUUCUUGGGGCAGCAGAAUUCUUUCUUCUGGCCACCAUGUCUUAUGAUCGCUAUGUGGCCAUCUGUAAACCUCUCCAUUACACAACUAUCAUGAACAGCAAAGUCUCUAACCAGCUCCUGCUGAGUUCUUGGCUAGCUGGAUUGAUGAUCAUACUCCCACCUCUUGGCAUGGGUCUUGAGUUGGAAUUCUGUGACCCCAUUAUUGACCAUUUUUCCUGUGAUGCAUUCCCUAUGCUAGAGAUUUCAUGCACAGACACACAGUUGAUAGAGGGAGUGGUUUUAAUUGAUGCAAUAUUGACACUCAUCAUCACCUUAUUCUUAGUGGUUCUAUCUUAUGGCUCUAUACUCAGGACUAUUCUAAGAUUCCCCUCUGCCCAGCAAAGGAAAAAAGCUUUUUCCACUUGUUCCUCCCAUAUAAUUGUUGUCUCCAUCUCUUAUGGCAGUUGUAUCUUCAUGUAUGUCAAAUCUUCAGGAAAUGAACAAGUAGAUUUGAACAAAGUAGUUUCAGUUCUAAUGGGCUCUGUUGCCCCUGUGAUGAACCCCUUUAUUUAUGCCUUAAGAAACAAGCAAGUCAUACAAGCCUUUAAGAACUCAAUUAAAAAGAUUACAAUUUUCACAAAGCAAUAA
Messenger RNA from Gracilinanus agilis (Agile Gracile Mouse Opossum), 936 nucleotides. Its product is annotated as olfactory receptor 6C2-like. Gene Ontology annotation, cellular component: membrane. The record is from RefSeq and is a predicted model, not a curated record. The transcript has a single exon. The coding region runs from base 1 to 936 and encodes 311 amino acids. Gene Ontology annotation, molecular function: G protein-coupled receptor activity; olfactory receptor activity. Gene Ontology annotation, biological process: G protein-coupled receptor signaling pathway. Lineage: Eukaryota; Metazoa; Chordata; Mammalia; Didelphimorphia; Didelphidae.